GUUUCCCAGGCGCAAAAAUCGGGCGCAGAUGGCCAUUGUAGCCUUUAGAGAUCGAUUUUUUGCUUGAUUCGCAUCACUGUGGCACUGGUGCGUCCCUCUGCUCGCGCUGGACGACUCUUGGCGCAGUGUUACCGGCUCCACCGAGUGCUGCUGCAGCCCUGCAGCCAAGCGGUGCCGCGAGAUGAUGCGAUCAGUCAUCCUUCUCAUAGCAAGCGCACUGGCAGCACCGAAACAGCACUCCAAUGCCGCCGCGCGCAUACGUCGCGCCGCUCGAAACCGCGCGGCCGCUGACGUCGGCAUCGACCUGCUACCACUACAAGGCAAGCUCGCAAUCGUGACCGGCGGCGGCCGCGGCAUCGGCGCAGCUGUGGCAAGAGCGCUGGCGCAGCGAGGCUGCCGCGUCCUGAUCACCUACCGAAGCAACGUCGACGCUGCGGCCGACACAAUGCUCUCGCUCCCUGGAGACGGCCACGACGCGCGGCAAUGCGACGUGACGGAUGCCGACGCCGUCGCGCAGCUCUUCGAGGACCUCGGAGAGAGCGUUGAUAUUGUCAUUAAUAAUGCCGCGAUAUACGAAGAGUCUCAUUUCCUCGACAGCACGUUUGACGACUGGCAACGAGUAUGGCGCGAUACAAUCGAUGCGAAUCUGGUCGGCCCGGCCAACGUCAUAUUCCACGCGGGGCGAAGUAUGGCGCGACGCGGCGGCGGCGUUAUCGUGUGCGUGAGCAGUCGCGGGGCCUUUAGAGGCGAACCCACGGCGCCGGCCUACGGCGCGAGCAAAGCGGGCCUCAACCAGCUCUCGCAGAGUGCCGCCAAAGCUCUGGCUCCGUCGAAUGUUGUUGUAGGCGUCGUGGCCCCGGGCUUUGUGGACACGGCGAUGGCCGCCGAGGUUUUGAAUGGAGAGAGAGGAGACGCCAUCCGCGGCGACAGCCCGUUCAACAGGGUCGCGAGCGCCGACGAGGUCGCCGAGGCGGUCCUCUACUUCACUCAUACAAACGCGAAGUGGAGCUCCGGCGCGAUCAUCGACGUGAACGGUGCGAGCUAUCUAAGAUCAUAAACA
This is a messenger RNA of Pelagomonas calceolata, 1060 nucleotides long. NCBI's taxonomy places the organism in Eukaryota, Pelagophyceae, Pelagomonadales, Pelagomonadaceae. The record is from the annotation of a GenBank genome assembly.